CUGAGGUUUGCUAAGCAAAAAUGUCUGCCUAAGGGAAACUCGCAAGUUACAUUCAGGGAAUAUUUUGUAAAUUAUUGUUGCAAACACCGUGAUCGCAAACUCUGCCCGCUGAGAAGAAGGAAAACAACGCUUCCAUUUCCACAUCCGAUCGCCCUAGUUGGAUUUUGCAACGGGAAAGGUUUAGUUAAGGACCGCAAGAAUGAACACUCAGCAGCGGAUUGCCGCUAUUGGAACAGACAAGGAAUUGAGUGAUCUGCUGGAUUUUAGCGCGAUGUUUUCUCCACCGGUAAACAGUGGGAAAAACAGGCCAACCACCCUGGGGAGCAGCCAGUUUAGCGCAUCAGGUAUGGAGGAGAGGACGAGCCAGGCGUCCUGGGCCGCAGGUGGCCAGUCCAGCCCCUCCUACGAGACCUCCAGGGGUUUUGCAGACAGCCCUCAUUAUGGUGAUCAGCUGAGUGACAGUCGAUUAGUGUCCCAUGAAGGAUUGUCCCCGACACCUUUUAUCAACUCCGGCAUCAUGGGUAAAUCAGAGAGGCCUCCGUUCUCCACGUACGGGCGACAGCCGGGAGUUUCGGGGUGCCAGUCGGCACUACGCUCAGACAUCGGACUGGCAAGUCCCAGGCCAGUGAGCACACCUGGAAAGACCACUGCGCCCUUCUUCCCUUUCUCAGCAGCCAAUCCAAGGAGGCGGACCCUCCAGGACUCUUCUCCCAUCGAUGCUUUGCAAACAAAGAAAGUCCGGAAGGUUCCACCUGGAUUACCCUCAUCUGUUUAUGCACCGUCUCCAAACUCGGAGGACUUUAGCAGAGAUUCUCCCACGUUCCCACCAGCCAAGCCUCCCAGCAGCAUGUUUGCAAGCACUUUCUUCGAUGGGACCCAAAACUCCUCUGACCCCUGGAGCUCAUCCAAUGGGAUCAGCCAGCCCGGCUACGGUGGAAUUCUGGGAGGUUCCUCAUCUCACAUGUCGCAGCCGGGAAACUACGGCAACAUGCACUCGCACGACCGCCUGACCUACCCAGCGCACUCCGUCUCCCCGACAGACAUCAACCCCAGUCUUCCUCCCAUGUCCAGCUUCCACCGUAACAACGCCAGCACUUCACCCUUCGUCAGCGCGUCGCACACUCCGCCCGUCAACGCCACGGAGAACGUCAUGGCAGCAGCGGUAGCUGCAGCCGCCGCCGCCGCCGCAGGGACCCGGGGGAACAGCACUGGAAACUCACAGACUGGAGAUGCGCUUGGGAAGGCCCUGGCUUCAAUUUAUUCACCUGAUCACACCAACAGCAGUUUUCCAUCAAACCCGUCUACGCCUGUGGGAUCUCCAUCGCCUCUGGCAGGAGCAGCGGGCGCUCCAGGCACGACUGGCACAGCAGGCACCAACCAGUGGUCCAGAGCAGCCGGACAGGCUCCCUCCUCCCCCCCCUACGAGAGCUCCCUGCACUCGCUGAAAAAUCGAGUUCAUCAGCAACUUCAUGAGCAUCUGCAAGAUGCCAUGUCCUUCUUAAAGGAUGUCUGUGAGUCUCGGAUGGAGGACCGUCUGGACAGACUGGACGACGCCAUCAAUGUCCUACGAAACCAUGCAGUGGGCUCGACCACCAGUCUGCCCAGUGACAUACACAGCCUCCUGGGACAAGCGCACAAUGGGCCAAUUGCAGCCAUCGGAGCAAACUUCCCUGCAUCGGGAUUGGUCGCCAGUCGAACAGCAUCGAUGGUUGGAGCUAACCGGGACGAAGCCACCAGCAAUCACACCGGGCUGCCUGGUGCAGGCCCCAAUGCCAGCUCUGACCUGAACCACCAGGCCGACAUCUUCAGAGGUCUGGCGGGUGGGCUGGCCGGUAAAGUAGCGGCUGCCCUGGAGCUGAAGAUGGAAAGCCAGGACAAGGACGACAUGCAUGACAACCACUCCUCUGAUGACCUCAAGUCUGAUGACGAGAGCGAAAAAAGGGACAUCAAGACCCCCCGAGGGGGAACGCGAACAAGCAGCAUCAAUGAGGACGAGGAUCUGAACCCGGAGCAAAAGGCGGAGCGUGAGCGGGAGAGGAGGAUGGCCAACAACGCACGUGAGCGGCUGCGGGUUCGAGACAUCAAUGAGGCCUUCAAGGAGCUGGGCCGCAUGUGCCAGUUGCACCUGAAGAGCGAGAAGCCGCAGACCAAGCUGCUUAUCCUGCACCAGGCCGUGGCUGUAAUAUUGAGCCUAGAACAGCAAGUCAGAGAACGGAACCUGAACCCAAAAGCAGCCUGUCUUAAGAGGAGGGAAGAGGAGAAGGUGUCCAGUGUGUCCGCAGAUCCCCAGCAGGGACACCCGGCGGUCCAUGGCCUAACUGACGCAUCCAACCCUAUGGGCCACCUCUGAGGAGCAGCCAGACCCACAGGAUCCGGAGCAGUUCUGUAUGACAUGGUGGGCUCCUUUACUUCCCAAGGACAGGCAGGACUCACAAUUUGUGACACAGAUCUGAAAAGACACACCACUUGAAACAAGAAUAAAUAAAUACAUUUCAAAGAAAGCAAUCUCAAGAUUGGGAAAAAAUGACCCUACUGGCGACCCCCCAACUCCCUGUGAACACUCCCAGCCAUGAUCAGAGAACUUCUGCCCAUGUGUGCACUCCAGCACGUAUCGUUCCGUUUGCAAGCAGCGUGUCGUCUGAACAAUCAGAAACUGUGGCGAUCCUCUCAGCUCUCCAGGUGGAAAGUUGACUUGUGCCUAAACUGAAUUUGACGAAUGCAUUGUAACCACAAUUGUUUCUUUUUUUGUUUGUUGCAUUUUAUUUAUUUUGUUACUGAGGUAUAACUAAGUCUGUGUCUAAAGGGAAAGUAAUUGCAUUGUUUUUGUGGUUGAUCUGUUUUCAGUUGACCUACAGUUUGCCUACAAAGCCCCUACUCCCCUCGCCAGCUAGCCCUAAACUUAGUCUGAACACAGCAGUUCAGGCACCAGAAAAGUGCAGUCACUAAUUUAUGUUGCUUAUGUCCUUCCUAAAAUGAAACAUUUCUUAAUUUUUACAUAUAUAAUGUAUAUAUUAUCAGAUAUAUUUUUUAAAUUAUAUGUAUACACUCUGCAGCCACUUGAUUAGGUGCACCUACCUAGUACAGGGUAGGAACCCCUCUUGCCCCCAGAGUAGCCUACAUUAUUUGCGGCAUGGAUUCAACAAGGUGCUGGAAACAUUCCUUAGGGAUUUUAGUCCGUCCUGAGUCGAUGGCACCAUGCCGUUCCUGCUGAUUUUUGCUGCGAACAGCCUGUUCCACCUUAUCCCAAAGGUGGAUUGAGAUCUGGGUUAUUUGUGGGCCAUUGGAGUAAACUAAAGUCACGGCCAUGUUCAUGGAACCAAUUUGAGAUGAUGUGUGCUUUGUGACAUGGUGCAUUAUC
Anguilla rostrata (American eel) is the source of this 3358-nucleotide messenger RNA. Its product is annotated as transcription factor 12-like. Gene Ontology annotation, biological process: regulation of transcription by RNA polymerase II. Gene Ontology annotation, cellular component: chromatin; transcription regulator complex. The transcript has 21 exons. The coding region runs from base 200 to 2350 and encodes 716 amino acids. Lineage: Eukaryota; Metazoa; Chordata; Actinopteri; Anguilliformes; Anguillidae. Gene Ontology annotation, molecular function: DNA-binding transcription factor activity, RNA polymerase II-specific; protein dimerization activity; RNA polymerase II cis-regulatory region sequence-specific DNA binding. The record is from RefSeq and is a predicted model, not a curated record.